GCGGCUCCAAGAGGCCGGUCCGACGGCUCCGGGCGCCCGAGCGGGGGCGGCGUGUAGCUCAAGAGGCAUGGUCCGCCCCGGCUCGGCACACCGGGCGCUGAGCCGUCGUCUGCAGCUGCUGUCCACUUGUCUUUGACUCACAUGGACUCCCCAAGAUCUCCAAAGGAAGUAGUCCUCAUUACAGGAGGAAGUGGCUAUUUUGGGUUCCGCCUAGCUCAUGCCCUGAACCAGAAAGGAGUCCAUGUGAUUCUUUUCGAUGUCCACAGCCCGGCUCAAACCCUUCCGGAAGGAGUCAGGUUCAUGGCAGGGGACAUCCGCUGCCUCUCUGACCUGGAGAAAGCCUUCCAGGACGCACACAUCGCGUGUGUGUUCCAUAUCGCCUCGUACGGUAUGUCAGGGCGGGAGCAGCUGAAUCGCAGGCGGAUCGAAGAAGUCAACGUGGGAGGCACCGAGAACAUCCUCCGUGUGUGCCGCAGGACGGGGGUGCCCCGACUGGUGUACACGAGCACGUUCAACGUCGUGUUCGGAGGGCAGGUGAUCAGAAACGGAGAUGAGUCGCUGCCUUACUUGCCUCUUCACCUCUACCCUGAUCACUACUCUCGAACGAAAUCCAUCGCAGAGAAGAAGGUGUUGGAGGCAAACGGGAUGGCCCUGGAGGGAGGCCAAGGCGUCUUAAGAACCUGCGCUGUGCGGCCAGCAGGCAUCUAUGGGCCCGGGGAACAGAGGCACCUUCCCAGGAUAGUGAGCUACUUGGAGAGGGGCCUGUUCAAGUUCGUGUACGGAGAUCCCAAGAGCCUGGUUGAGUUUGUCCACGUGGAUAACUUGGUGCAAGCCCACAUCCUGGCCUCAGAGGCCCUGAAAGCUGACAAGGGCCACGUGGCCUCUGGGCAGCCCUACUUCAUCUCAGAUGGCAAGCCCGUGAAUAAUUUUGAGUUCUUCCGGCCUUUGGUGGAGGGCCUGGGCUACCCGUUCCCGUCCAUCCGCCUGCCGCUGACCCUCAUCUACUGCUUUGCUUUCCUAACAGAGAUAGCCCACUUCCUUCUGGGUAGACUCUACAACUUCCAGCCCUUCCUCACCUGCGCUGAAGUUUACAAAACCGGUGUCACUCAUUACUGUAGCCUAGAGAAAGCCAAGAAGGAGCUGGGUUACGAGGCCCAGCCAUUCGACCUCCAGGAAGCCGUAGAGUGGUUCAAAGCCCGUGGCCACGGCAGAAGCCGUGAAGGCCGCACCUCAGUGCUCGUGGUCUGGGAUGUGGUGUUGGGCUUACUGUUGGCUCUGUUGGUUUUCACCUGGCUGCAGCCUUCUGCAAUUCUGUCUCUCUAAAAGAAGAGCUAGCUAUGAGCUGAUCCUACUUGCUGAGGUGGUGGUUAGGAAAAAAUAUAUAUAUAAAAUAUAUAUAAUAUAUAUAUAUAAUGAUGGCGUUGGUGAAACUGGCUCUUCUGAGUGCCACUUACAAAUACAUUCUUGGAUCAAAUCUUGAUUUCUACCUCCUUGCACUAACCUUGAUGACAAAGAGAAGUAUGAAAAUGGGUUUCUCGUCUCCUUCUAGUUUGGAUGGGUGCAGUGGAAGUCAGGUUGGAGCCAGAGAAGUAGGCCUAGUUAAGGUGGAAAUGUCUACUUGAAUUGCUCAGAGGCCAAAAAUAUACUGAGUUCUGUUUCCUACACUCAGUAUCUACUUGAAAUGGACUAAAAUUCAGACUGAUACGGGGAUGGCAGGACACUAAGAGGCUUGAAAGUGUGUGAAGAACACCAGAUUGGGCCCAAUCUUUAACAGAGCAGCCCUCCGAGGGUGGUGGCUACCCCAGGGGCGGCACUACCAGCGAUGCAACCAUAACCUUUGCCCUUUGUGAUAUUGGGGCACACUGCUGAUGUGACUACAUGGUAAUGUUUAAUAUUUAAACAGAGAGACCUUUGUCCUAUCUCAGGAUUCCUUUGAGUAUUAAAUCAGACAAAGCACUGUAACAUGCAACUUAAUACAAGCCAUUAUUUUAUUAGUAUUGUUACACAUUGCUUAGGAGGAUUUUCUUCCUCAGAAUAUUUAUCUUAAAGAACUGUUUUUACUGAACUUUCUGGAAUGUCUUUGUGCCCUCAGAGACUGCCACAAGUGUAUGUGAAUAUACUUUAGUGUUUUGGCCUUUGCGGAUAGAUUGAUGUUUAGGGAAUAGCUAAAAAUGUGCUGAUUAAGGAGGGUGAGCCACCCAGUCAUGCCAUUUUUAAUUUAGAACAAGUCAUAGCUCUGAGUGGACUGGUUUUCCUACUGGGAAGAAUUUUGGCUCUGUGAAGGCAACUUCCAGUGAGGAGUGUUUGGAACAGCAGCAGCAUGGCGGGACAUUGAAAUGAGACUGUCACACGGGAGCCACAGCUGAGAGCAGGCAGACUGUGCCGGCUGCAGAUCCACCCAGAGGACGGUGCUGAGACGGGAAAGAGAGGGGUUGCCGUGGAAAGUGAUGCCGAAGUUAAGCUGAGAGUAUCUGGAGAAUCCGGAUAGAGGACAAGUCCUUGUUGAAUGCUGCUGCCUCAGUGUUCUGGAAAAACCUCUGAACUUGAAGUCGGAAGACCUGACCAUGACUCUCUCGUGUGGACUUAACCAAGUAACGCGCGCCUCUUUAGAACUUGAUCUCUUCAUCUAGGACAUGAGACUGAUUGUAUUUGCCUUUUUCUACAAACUCAUACCCUACUGUGUUGGUUGUAUUCACAAAACAAAAUGUGGUGAAAGUACUUCUAAUAUAUAAAUUGCAACAUAAA
This is a messenger RNA of Oryctolagus cuniculus (rabbit), 2745 nucleotides long. It is a transcript of the gene SDR42E1, whose product is annotated as short chain dehydrogenase/reductase family 42E, member 1. The record is from RefSeq and is a predicted model, not a curated record. Gene Ontology annotation, molecular function: oxidoreductase activity, acting on the CH-OH group of donors, NAD or NADP as acceptor. Lineage: Eukaryota; Metazoa; Chordata; Mammalia; Lagomorpha; Leporidae. Gene Ontology annotation, biological process: steroid biosynthetic process.